AUGGCUGUCGGUCCUCUCGGUCCCUCUGGUGGCCCCAAGGUCAAGAAUUCAUGGCAUAUUGGAUCAUGGGGUAACCCCUACGAGGGUGGCGGCCGUCCUGGCAAGGGCGUCAUCAGCUACGCCCUCAGUCCCAACCGCCAGCGCCCCAUGGCUGGUUUCAUUUCCAAGGGCUUCUGGAACGUUGUUCGUCGCUCGAAGAACCAGGUGCUCUUCUUCAUCCCCCCGUUCGUGGUCGCAUAUGGCACCAUGCAAUGGGCUAUUGAGAGGAACGAAUUCCUCAACUCAAAGGCGGGACGCGCCCUCUAUGGCGACGAGGAGGAGUAG
Messenger RNA from Plenodomus lingam JN3, 324 nucleotides. RefSeq lists its product as uncharacterized. Lineage: Eukaryota; Fungi; Ascomycota; Dothideomycetes; Pleosporales; Leptosphaeriaceae. Gene Ontology annotation, biological process: mitochondrial electron transport, ubiquinol to cytochrome c. The record is from RefSeq and is a predicted model, not a curated record.